This is a messenger RNA of Pipistrellus nathusii (Nathusius's pipistrelle), 1221 nucleotides long. The record is from the annotation of a GenBank genome assembly. NCBI's taxonomy places the organism in Eukaryota, Metazoa, Chordata, Mammalia, Chiroptera, Vespertilionidae.
AUGAAUCCUGCCGUCUUCCCAGCCUUCCCCGACUUGAGAUGCUCCCUGCUGCUCCUGAUAACUUGGGUUUUUACUCCUGUAACAACUGAAAUAACAAGUCUUGAUACAGAGAAUAUAGAUGACAUUUUAAGAAAUGCUGAUGUUGCUUUAGUAAAUUUUUAUGCUGACUGGUGUCGUUUCAGCCAGAUGUUGCAUCCAAUAUUUGAGGAAGCUUCCAAUGUUAUUAAGGAAGAAUAUCCAAGUGAAAAUCAAGUAGUGUUUGCCAGAGUUGAUUGUGAUCAGCACUCUGAGAUAGCCCAGAGAUAUAGGAUAAGCAAAUACCCAACCCUCAAAUUGUUUCGUAAUGGGAUGAUGAUGAAGAGAGAAUACAGGGGCCAGCGGUCAGUGAAAGCACUUGCAGAUUACAUCAGGCAACAAAAAAGUGACCCUGUUCAAGAACUGCAUGAUUUAGUAGAAAUCACCACUCUUGAUCGCAGCAAAAGAAAUAUUAUUGGCUAUUUUGAGCAGAUGGAUUCAGAACACUAUAGAGUUUUUCAAAAAGUAGCGAAUAUUUUGCACGAUGAUUGUGCCUUCUUUUCUGCAUUCGGGACUGUUUCAAAACCAGAAAGAUUUAGUGGAGACAAUAUAAUCUACAAACCACCAGGGCAUUCUGCUCCAGAUAUGGUAUACUUGGGCUCUAUGACAAAUUUUGAUGGGGUUUACAAUUGGAUUCAAGAUAAAUGUGUUCCUCUUGUCCGAGAAAUAACAUUUGAAAAUGGAGAGGAAUUGACAGAAGAAGGACUGCCUUUCCUAAUACUUUUCCACAUGAAAGAAGAUACAGAAAGUUUAGAAAUAUUCCAGAAUGAAGUAGCCCGACAAUUAAUAAGUGAAAAAGGUGCAAUAAACUUCUUACAUGCUGACUGUGACAAAUUUAGACAUCCUCUUCUGCACAUACAGAAAACCCCAGCAGAUUGCCCUGUAAUAGCUAUUGAUAGUUUUCGACAUAUGUAUGUGUUUGAAAACUUCAAGGAUAUAUUAAUUCCUGGGAAACUCAAGCAGUUUGUAUUUGACUUACAUUCUGGAAAACUUCACAGGGAAUUCCAUCACGGUCCUGACCCAACUGACACAGCCCAAGGACAGGACACCCAGGAUGUAGCGAGUAGUCCCCCCGAGAGCUCUUUCCAGAAACUAGCACCCAGCGAAUAUAGGUAUACUUUAUUGAGAGAUCGAGAUGAGCUUUAA